Molecule: messenger RNA, 219 nt
Organism: Rotaria sp. Silwood2
Lineage: Eukaryota; Metazoa; Rotifera; Eurotatoria; Philodinida; Philodinidae
Source: the annotation of a GenBank genome assembly
AUGGAUGAUUAUCGUGGUUUUGAUAUUAAUUUAUCAUCUUAUAUUUAUUCAGAAUAUAUACAAAUUCCUACUAGUAAACUUAAUAAUACAGCUAUUGAAAUAAUUAUGCAAUCAGUUUAUUAUGUAGGUGUAAUUCAUCUUGUUUGUUCACCAAAAGAAAAAAUAGAUAUUAGUACUCGUUCAUAUCUUAUAAUUCGUAGCAAAAAUAAAUUUCAAUAG